GGCUCAAAUAUUCUUCAAUGUGUUUUAUAGCCUUCAAACAUUUUAUGAAGAAAGGGACAAAGUCUAGCAAAAGAAAUGUCGCUACCAAAUCAAUUGAUGGGAACCAGGCGAAUAAAAGUUUGUGCUAAUUUCUGUGCACACAAGUUAAUUUUCAGUGAUAAAUAUAAGAUGGUGAUUUUUUGGGUGGGAUAACUUGAUGAUUUGAGCAACAGAAGCUAACUGGCAAUGAAUUGUGCAAAAAUGGCAAUGGGUUUGAAUGCCAUCAUUAUCCUCAACAUUUUACUCAUCAUCAUACUCUUUCAGCCUGCAUUCAGCAUUGAGCAUCUGCUGGCACACAAAUUCAAUGGCUCUCCAAAAGAAUACAUUGAAGUGAGCAAGCCUUUAUUCCAGCAUCCUCCUCGCAAGAAGCCCUGCUCUGUACAGGUUCUCAAACAUGAUUUUGGCAACACCUAUGGUCAACCACCUGUGAAAGUUCCUUACAACCCACCUACAAAGUGCCCUCACAAUUGGGACAAAGUGGUUCUUCAAUGGAGGGCCACUUGCAAAGGGGAACAAUAUGACAGAAUUGCUGGAGUAUGGCUGAGUGGUGCCGAGAUACUUAGAACAAGCACUGCUGAGCCUACUGAAUCGGGGAUUGUUUGGGAAGUUAACAAAGAUAUAACCAGGUACACUUCAUUGCUUAAAAAGCCUCAGUUUCUUGCAGUCAUGUUAGAAAAUUUGGUUGAUAGCACCUUCACUGGUAUUUACCACGUCACUAUUAGUUUCCAUUAUUAUCAAAUUGACGAUGCCCAAAUGCAACCAUCCCAUGAACCAGCGGAUCUGGUGCUACCCAUCUCAAAUCCGUUUGGCAAUGGGGGGCACUGGUUUAAGCUACAGAACACCUACGAUGUCCAGUCACAGGAAUUGAAUAUACCAUCAAAUGUUUAUAGGGCUGUUAUUGAAAUCUAUGUGUCUGCUCAUGUGAAUGAUGAGUUUUGGUACUCAAAUCCCCCCGAUGCUUACAUAGAGAUCAACAAUUUGACCACCAAGAGGGGCAAUGGAGCAUUUAGAGAAAUUGUGGGUUUUAUAGAUGGGGUUGUUGUGGGGGCUGUAUGGCCUUUUCCUGUUGUGUUUACAGGGGGCAUCAAUCCUCUCUUUUGGGCACCUGUUGUGGGCAUUGGGGCUUUCGAUCUUCCAACAUAUGACCUUGAGGUUACCCCCUUUGUAGGGCAGUUGUUGGAUGGGGAACAUCACACUUUUGGCCUUGGAGUAACUGAUGCUAUUGCUGCUUGGUUUGUGGAUGCAAAUUUGCACCUGUGGUUGGAUGAGAAGAGCACAAAGACUAAGGGGAUGUUGAUGGAUUAUGAAGCACCUUCUUUCCAACCUAUUUUAGUAUCAAAUUUUGAAGGUUUGGACGGGUCAUUUGAGACACAUGGUGAGAGAAAGAUAGCUUUCUCUGGAUGGGUGGAAUCAACAAAGGGGAACUUGACAACUCACGUCUCUCAAACAUUUAAAUAUUCUAAUGUGAUUACUUAUGAAAACAAGGGGGAGGAUAAAAAGGUGAGAUUGAAAAUACAGACAAACAGGAAGCUAACAAUUGAGACACCUUCAGAAUUAGUAUUGUCUCAUAAGAUGUCAAGAUUAUAUCCUUUCUUUAUGAAUUCCGUUUCAUUGGACAAAGAGAACGGUACCUAUCUUGCAACAACAAACAUUUCUCAUGCAUUCAUUGAGGAGACAUCCAAUUCUUUACCCAGUGGUACCUCAUUCACCUCUCUAAACAAUUCUCAAUAUGCACAGGGCUCAAUGCUCGUUAAGGAUCAUUCUGUACUUAGUGGGACGGCAAGCACCCAGCAGAUAUACAAGUACAGGGGAAGACAUGGAUGCUAUUUCCGAACUCUCAACGUCAAGGAUUAUAAAUUCAUCAAAGACUAUUCUGAUAACUUUUGUAACUACUAUUCAUAGUCUUGUGAUCACUUGUUCACUGCAGUGAAUUGGUCAUGUUUUCUUAUAAUUUCCACUGGUGCUAAGUGAUUACUCUUUUGGUGGACCAAUCUUUCGGAAGAUAACAACUGACCUUUCUGUAUUAUUAUAUUUGCAUUUUUCCUGCUAUAAAUAAAUGGAAUCAAAAGUGGUGAUUACAGAUCCA
This is a messenger RNA of Cryptomeria japonica (Japanese cedar), 2125 nucleotides long. Its product is annotated as peptide-N4-(N-acetyl-beta-glucosaminyl)asparagine amidase A. The transcript has a single exon. The record is from RefSeq and is a predicted model, not a curated record. Gene Ontology annotation, cellular component: vacuole. Lineage: Eukaryota; Viridiplantae; Streptophyta; Pinopsida; Cupressales; Cupressaceae. The coding region runs from base 226 to 1941 and encodes 571 amino acids.